AUGCAGAAGACAGGCUGCGAGAGCCGGGCUGAGGCGAGCAGAGCAGAGCCGUGCAGAGCCCAGCCGUGCAGAGCCGGGCUGAGGCGAGCAGAGCCGAGCCGAAGCCCCUGCUAUAGACGCAGCUCGGGACAGACGCGGAGGUGUCUGACCAUGAGUGACCAGCGUCCCUCUGCCCCGACCCCUGCGGUGGAGGCCCCGCCCCCUGCGGUGGACAUGGAUCCUGUGGAGUACACUCUGAGGAAACGUCUGCCGCGAAAACUGCCAAAGAGACGCAACGACGUCUACGUCAACAUGAAGACGGACUUCAGGGCUCAGCUGGCGCGUUGCCAGAAGCUGCUGGAGGGAGGAGGUCACCGGGAGAUCUGUGUCCACGGCCUGGGACUGGCCAUCAACCGGGCCAUCAACAUCGCCCUGCAGCUCCAGGCCAGCAGCCAGGGGGCGCUGCAGCUGGCCACCAACACCUCCACUGUGGAGCUGGUGGACGAUCUGGAGCCUGAGGAUCCCGACGAGACCGGAGAGACUCUCACACGCACACGCAACAACUCUGCUAUACACAUCAAAGUGUUCUACCCCGAGCCACAGUGA
Messenger RNA from Knipowitschia caucasica, 585 nucleotides. The record is from the annotation of a GenBank genome assembly. NCBI's taxonomy places the organism in Eukaryota, Metazoa, Chordata, Actinopteri, Gobiiformes, Gobiidae.